AUGCCUGGACGUGCCAAAUCUGCGACACAAAAAAGGCGGGAAGCCCGUGAGGCACAUGACUACCUUAUGUCGCGUGCUGUCGAAGCUUACCACACGGAGCUUGCAAAACCACCUGGUGUUCAACGUCGUGGAGCACGCACAAUCUGCCAUGACUUUGAGAAAAUGAAUCUCGAAUCAACGGGCAAGUUGAUUAAGCUAUCUUUCUCCACACUAAGCCGUCUUGCAGCUGGAGGGAACUCAUUGGCCAAAGCCAGGGCAGCUGAAACCUGGCUCACCACUGAGGAGACAGAGCUGGUUAUUGCAUAUAUUGAAGAACUCGGAAAUUGUGGUUUCCCACUUAGUCACAAGCGGCUACGAGAACAUGUCAAUGAAAUCUGUACUACUAGACUUGGAGAAGGAUUCCGAGGUGUUGGACAGCAGUGG
Suillus fuscotomentosus is the source of this 423-nucleotide messenger RNA. RefSeq lists its product as uncharacterized. The transcript has a single exon. The annotation marks the transcript as partial. The record is from RefSeq and is a predicted model, not a curated record. Lineage: Eukaryota; Fungi; Basidiomycota; Agaricomycetes; Boletales; Suillaceae.